GGUCCGAAGCACAUGACUCUUCCGGCUGGUCAAAGAUGGCGGCACCCAGAGCUGUAGCGUGAAAGUGGUUGGUGAAAGGGGCUGUCCAUUCGUGUUGGAAUUAAAACAGCGGGACCGUGCACCAUGUCACGACUGAUUGUGAAGAACCUCCCGAAUGGGAUGAAGGAGGAACGUUUCAGGCAGCUGUUCGCCGCCUUCGGCGUGCUCACGGACUGCAGCCUGAAGUUCACCAAAGAUGGCAAGUUCCGGAAGUUCGGCUUCAUCGGCUUCCGGUCGGAGGAAGAGGCCCAGAGGGCGCUGAACCAUUUCAACAAGAGUUUUAUCGACACAUCCCGGAUCACGGUGGAGUUCUGCAAGUCGUUUGGGGACCCAACAAAGCCUCGAGCCUGGAGCAAACACGCCCAGAAAACAAGCCAGUCCAAGCAACCUCCAAACAACAAAGACCCCGCGCCCCCAGAAGCUAAGAAGGACGACAAGAAGAAAAAGGCAACAAGUGACUUGCAGAAGCUGAAGGAAGACACCCAGUUCCGGGAGUUCCUGUCAGUUCACCAGAAGCGGACGCAGACAGCCACUUGGGCUAACGAUGCCCUGGACGCUGAGCCCCGCAAAGGGAAGGGCAAGCUGGCCAGUGACUACCUGAACUUCGACUCCGAUUCGGGCCAGGAGAGCGAGGAGGAGGGAGCCGGGGGAGACCUGGCGGAGGAGGAUGGCCUUGAACCCAAGGCAGCAGUGCAGAAGGAGCUGUCGGACAUGGAUUACCUGAAAUCCAAGGUGGUGAGGGCCGAGUCGCCAUCUUCCUUGGAGGAGGAGGAGGAAGAGAGUGAAGAUGAAGCCGUGAACUGUGACGAAGGGAGUGAGGCUGAGGACGGGGAGUCCUGUGCUGCCCCCAACCGGCAGGACAGAGACAGGAUGGAGCCCCGGCCAGAGGCAGGGACCCCAUCUGGGGACAGAAAACCACAGGAGGCCAGAGCCGAGAUGGAGAAACCAGCAACCCAGAAGGAACCCACCACCUCCCACACUGUGAAGCUGAGGGGAGCCCCGUUCAACGUCACAGAGAAAAAUGUGAUGGAAUUCCUGGCACCCCUGAAACCCGUGGCCAUUCGAAUAGUGAGAAAUGCUCAUGGGAACAAAACAGGGUACAUCUUUGUGGAUUUCAGCAGCGAAGAGGAAGUGAAGAAAGCUUUGAAAUGCAACAGAGAAUACAUGGGCGGCCGCUACAUCGAGGUGUUCAGGGAAAAGAGUGUCCCCACGGCCAAGGGGCCCUUGAAGAACAGCACCAAAGCCUGGCAAGGCCGGACGCUCGGCGAGAACGAAGAAGAGGAGGACCUGGCCGACUCCGGCAGGCUCUUCGUGCGAAACCUGCCCUACACCAGCACCGAGGAGGACCUGGAGAAGAUCUUCUCCAAAUACGGUCCCCUGUCUGAGCUGCAUUACCCCAUCGACAGCCUGACCAAGAAGCCCAAGGGCUUUGCCUUUGUCACCUUCAUGUUUCCCGAGCACGCCGUGAAGGCCUAUGCAGAGGUGGACGGGCAGGUGUUCCAGGGUAGGAUUCUCCAUGUGUUACCAUCCACCAUCAAGAAGGAAGCCAGCGAGGACGCCGACACCCCGGGAUCGUCCUCUUACAAGAAGAAGAAGGAGUCGAAGGACAAAGCCAGCAGCUCCAGCUCUCACAACUGGAACACGCUGUUCAUGGGCCCAAACGCAGUGGCCGACGCCAUCGCACAGAAGUACAGCGCCACCAAGAGCCAAGUGUUUGACCACGAGACCAAGGGCAGCGUGGCCGUGCGCGUCGCCCUCGGGGAGACCCAGCUGGUCCAAGAAGUACGGCGCUUCCUCAUGGAAAACGGGGUCAGCCUGGAUUCUUUCAGCCAGGCCGCCGCGGAGCGAAGCAAGACCGUGAUCCUGGCGAAGAACCUGCCGGCUGGCACCCUGGCGGCCGAGCUGCAGGAGACGUUCGGCCGCUUCGGCAGCCUGGGCCGCGUGCUGCUGCCUGAGGGUGGCAUCACCGCCAUCGUGGAGUUCCUGGAGCCCCUGGAGGCCCGCAAGGCCUUCAGACACCUGGCCUAUUCCAAGUUUCACCACGUCCCCCUGUACCUGGAGUGGGCUCCAGUGGGCGUCUUCUCCAGCUCCGCCCCGCAGAAGAAAGAACCGCAAGACGCACCAGUGGAACCUGUGGACAGCGACAGGGCGGAGCCAGAAGCUGUGCCAGACGGUGAGACCUCACAAGAUGAAAAGCCAACAGCGGGAAGAGCAGACGACUCUUCAGCAAAGAUGGAAGAGGAGGAGGAGGAGGAGGAGGAGGAAGAGGAAGAUAGCCUCCCUGGCUGUACUCUGUUUAUUAAAAAUCUCAACUUCAACACGACUGAGGAGACGCUGAAGGGAGUCUUUUCCAAAGCGGGAGUGGUGAAGAGCUGCUCUAUUUCCAAGAAGAAGAACAAAGCAGGAGUGAUGCUGUCCUUGGGGUUUGGGUUCGUGGAAUACAGAAAGCCAGAGCAGGCCCAGAAAGCGCUCAAGCAGCUCCAGGGUCACGUCGUGGACAACCACAAGCUGGAGGUGAGGAUCUCGGAACGUGCCACCAAGCCAGCCCUGACCUCCGCUCGGAAGAAACAAGUUCCCAGAAAGCAGACAACCUCCAAGAUCCUGGUGCGAAACAUCCCCUUCCAGGCUGACAGCCGGGAGAUCCGCGAGCUCUUCAGCACUUUUGGGGAGUUGAAGACCGUCCGCUUACCAAAGAAGAUGAUGGGGACAGGCACGCACAGAGGGUUCGGCUUCGUGGACUUUCUUACCAAGCAGGACGCGAAGAGAGCCUUCAACGCGCUAUGUCACAGCACCCACUUGUACGGCCGGAGGCUGGUCCUGGAGUGGGCCGACUCUGAGGUGACCCUACAGGCGCUGCGGCGGAAGACGGCCGAGCACUUCCACGCGCCCCCGAAGAAAAAGCGGUCUGUGGUGUUGGACGACAUCCUGGAGCAGCUGGAAGACAGCGAAAACGACAGCGAGGGGCAAACCCUUCAGCUGUGAGCUGGCACCGAGAGGCUCGUUGGAUAAUAGCGCCCACCAGGGCAGGGGAAAGACGGCUGCCUUUCGCGGAACAGAAGAGACUGUACCUGCCACUCGGUGCUUGGACAAUCUCCUGCCACUUCAGACCCCUGAGGUCUGCAAGCCGGACCUGCUGUUUCCAAGCACCUCACUGACCUGCCUGUGCUGCCAAAUGAACUUGGAACUUCGAACCCCCAGAAGCCAGCACUGAGGGCUUGAUCCCCAUGGGAGCAAAACCUAUCUCCACACCACGAGUGGAAAGGGGCCGGGGGCAACAAGAAACCUGGCUCCCUUUAUUUUUUUCCUUUUUCUCACCUUUGAUAUGUAUAUCGGAUUCUUAUUUCUAAAUACAAAAGCAAGGUGCCUUUUCAACUUUGUCCCCCCAUGAGCCCUCUGCGCGGACAUUUUCCUCGGUGACAAGGCAGAGGGCGGAAACCGCGGUAGCAGGCAUGUUCUCGCUGUUGACCUCCUCGAGAUAAGCCUCCGCCAGCCCGCUCCACCCCCGCCCCCUUCCCCCUAUUCAGGGAAAGGAGGUUUUGCUUUUCCGCCCCCCGUUUCUGGUUACAUAUGUACACGGCUGAUAAAAUAUUCCACUUCACCCCUUCUCCCCAUGGGACCUGCCGUCUUACGGGAAAAGGGUUUGUAUGACAGCGACCACGACAGCCUGCGUGUCGCCUGGAAACCGCGGUGGGAGGAGGGGGCCGUCUCUCUCCGGCUCCUCUUUAUUCAGCUCCCCUCUCCUGGUUCUGAUAACUGCAUCGCUGGAGAGAAAAGGCCGGCACUGCCUCCGUGGGCCCCAGCCGAGGCCCAGAUGGUCGCCCACCUCUCCUUGAGAAGGGAGAUGCUUUCAAGGUCCCCACUGUUGCUUGCCUGGCAACACCCACCUCCCGUGGACUUCACCUGGGGUCACCCAGACAUGCUUGAGCCCACUCUCCCUGGACACCCUCAAAAGUUGGAGCCACAGCAAAACCUGGCUGGGGGAGGUCCCGAAGAAGCAAACUUGGCUGAUGGGUAGAACCCAGCAGUUGGAGAAGGGGCUGGGCCUUGUACACGGAGAGAGGGUUGUCAUGGCUGCCUGAGGUGGUCCAGGAAAAAAAGCAGCUAAAGCAUCGUCUGGACUUCUACCCAGAGGGGCUCUUGAAGUGAUUCAGAUGCUGCCUCUGCAGACACUGAUUCCUGCUUCUCUCUCCACCCACUUGGCUCUCUCAUGUCUCCCAUCACAUGUAACUGACAUUCCAGAAUAUUCCAGAGGCAAAAGCGGGGGGUGGAAGCAAACAUCCUUAAGCUUCUUCCUGAGACCUCCUUUUCCAGAAAGCAACAGCCGACUUUGCCCUGAGUUCACAGGAGCAGGGCCUUUGCACCCAGCAUCCUGAGUGGUGCCUCUGCCAUGCCCCACCCCCUUCAAAGGGCCUCCACUCAGCGUAGACGUUUGCCGAGCUCAUGAUGGGCCAGGCGCCAGGCUCGGUGCUGAGGGGCAGAGCCACAGACCCUGUGCUAAGAAGACCUUCGACUAGGGGGUGGGGUUAAUAAGACAAAAAUGGAUCGCAAAAAGCUUCACAUGGGAGGUGGGGCGUGUUCUGAAAGACUGGAAGAAGGUGGGGUUCAGGUAGGGAUGCAACAAGCGUUUAGUAAGCACCUAGUAGGUGCUCGGCACCACGGUGGUCAAGAUGAGAGACGCAUUGCCCGGCCUUGGAGGAUUAGUUUAUUUGAAAUGACCUUUGCAUCGAGAUGACCUCUUAGAAGGAAAGCAACGAAGUGGGCAGGGCAGGGGCGACCACGGUGGCUGUCAUAAGCGAGUAGCCACACGUGCACUGAGAGCCCUCCAGGCAGGCUGGGCAGUUUUUAGGCUGAGCCUUAUCCAAACAAAGGUGCACAUGUGUGUUAUGUGUGAAUUACAGCCUGGUCCCUCCGUGCCAUGGGCCGAUUAGCACGAGCUGGCAACACUGGCCUACAUGGAAAGAAAUGUGUAAAAGUAAGAGAACUGUGAAUGACGAAUUCUGUUACCUGUCCACUGGUGCUGCCAUCUCCAGCCUCAUGGUCCUCAAGGCUGAGGAAUGAAGUAAAAAGGCUGGCAGGGAACCUGAGUGUGUCU
Hipposideros armiger (great roundleaf bat) is the source of this 5131-nucleotide messenger RNA. It is a transcript of the gene RBM19, whose product is annotated as RNA binding motif protein 19. Gene Ontology annotation, molecular function: mRNA binding. The record is from RefSeq and is a predicted model, not a curated record. Gene Ontology annotation, cellular component: nucleolus. The coding region runs from base 124 to 3021 and encodes 965 amino acids. Lineage: Eukaryota; Metazoa; Chordata; Mammalia; Chiroptera; Hipposideridae. The transcript is spliced from 25 exons.